Molecule: messenger RNA, 1818 nt
Organism: Bombyx mandarina (wild silkworm)
Lineage: Eukaryota; Metazoa; Arthropoda; Insecta; Lepidoptera; Bombycidae
Gene: Cortactin
Product: cortactin
Source: RefSeq, a predicted model, not a curated record
GGCUGACGCAUCACAAAAACCAUCGCCCAAAAUUUUAUCCAAAUACAAAAUAUGAAAGUAAAAACAAAUUGUGAAAACGUUUUUUAGAGUUAAAAAAUUCUUACCAUUAAAAUAUAUCGAUGACAUUUUAACCAGUCGAUAAUUUUUUAUGCGUUAAAAGUGAAAGUUUAAAAUAGAACUUUAAAAACGUGUUUGUUUUCCUCAACCGGUUCAAAGGAAUAAGAUGUGGAAAGCUGCUACUAAUGUGAAGGCGCCAGAGCCUGCUGAAGCAGAUGAUUGGGAAACUGAUCCCGACUAUGUUAAUGAUGUCAGUGAACAGGAACAAAGAUGGGGGCCCGCCGGAAGGAAUGUUGAGGCAAUUGACAUGGCAAAAUUACGUGAAGAGGUAUUUGAAGCUGACAAAUUAGCCAAGAAGAAACAGUAUGAGGCUGGACCGAAACCUUCAUUUGGAUAUGGUGGCAAAUUCGGUGUGCAAGCUGACCGCAUGGACAAAUCAGCCGUUGGACACGACUACGUUGGAAAAACCGAGAAACACGUUUCGCAGAAAGAUUACGCUCAAGGUUUUGGUGGCAAGUUCGGGGUCCAAGCGGAUCGCAUGGAUAAGUCUGCGGUGGGGCACGACUACGUAGCCAAAGUAGAGAAGCACGUUUCGCAAACCGACUACGCGCAGGGCUUCGGAGGCAAGUUCGGCGUCCAAACCGACAGGGUCGACAAGAGCGCGGCGGGUUGGGAGCACCGCGAGCAGGUCGAGAAACACCCGUCGCAGCGAGACUACGCGGUCGGGUUCGGAGGCAAGUUCGGGGUGCAGGCCGACCGCCAGGACGCCUCCGCGCUGGGCUGGGACCACAAGGAGGACGCGCAACAACAUCACUCGCAAAAAGACUACGCCAUCGGUUUCGGCGGGAAGUUCGGCGUGCAGACGGACCGACAGGACGCGUCGGCCGUCGGCUGGGACCACCAGGAGAAGACGCCCGCGCACGCCAGCCAGCUCGACCACAAAAAGGGCUUCGGCGGUAAGUUCGGCGUGCAGUCGGACCGCGUCGACAAGUCGGCGCACGCCUUCGGGGCCGCGGACAAGGUCGGCACCAACUACACGAGACCGAAGCCCGACAUCGGCGGGGCGAAGCCCUCGUCCAUACGUGCCAAGUUCGAAAACAUGGCCAAGGAAAAAGAAGAGGAGGCGCUGCAGUCGGUGCAGAGGAUCCGGCAGCAGAGGGAAAAGAUCGACAAGGACAUCUCGCUAAAGGAGAGAGAACGCGUAGCCAACAAACCCGAGUCUCCCGAACCUGAAGAGUUGCAGCCCGCGCCGGACGACACACCGACCAGCGUACUGCGAGCCACUCCACACUCCGCAGAGGUCAAAGAAAGAGAAGUCAAGAAAGAGAUUGUCCAAGAGGAGAUCCCAAGAGAAGAGGUAGCAAGAGAGGAAGAAAAUGUCACAGUUGGUAAUAAUGCAAGACAAGAGGAGAUUGUGAGGGAAGAGGAUGUGAAAGAAGAAACAAAGAACUUGCCCGAUGUCACCCUGGUGGGAGAAGCGAAGGAGGGGAAAGAAGAGAUGAACCGCCAGCCCACCAUUGUGGUGUCUCCGGUGGGGUGGGAGGGGGAGGACGAGGGCGGCGACGAGGAGGACGGCUACACCGCGAGGGCGCUGUACGACUACCAGGCCGCCGCGCCCGACGAGAUAUCCUUCGAUCCUGAUGACGUCAUCACCAACAUCGUCAUGAUCGACGAGGGUUGGUGGCAGGGAUUGUGCAAAGGCGCCUACGGUCUGUUCCCGGCUAACUACGUACAGUUACAAGAUAAAUAGAAAUUAAAUUU